GGGACUUGGACCUGAUGGGCUGGGCGAGGGAUGGUGCAACGGGGUGGCGCGUGGCGGAGUUUCUUUGCGCGCAAGAAGGCAGGCAGGCGCGGGCGCACCUGGGCAUCGCGGGCGCAGCUUUGCAACCCCGGGAGAGGCGGCGCAGCUUCUUAUUUGCAACGGAUCCACAAGGUGGGAAGGGAGGAGAGAGAGAGAGAGAGAGAGAGAGGCAACAAGGCAGCCCUGAAGCCACCCGCCCCGAUCCCAGCCUUGGCGUGGGAAGGAGGGAGCGGAGCUGAUCCACCUUACCCAGCCCCAAGGCGCACCCAGCCCCUUCGUUCAGGAGAAAUUUCUUCUCCUCCCGGGAUAGAUCAGCCUGGAGAUCACUGCAGAAAUGGCCCUGUUGAAAUGCGGUUGGCUCUGGAGGCAGAGCUCUAUCCUGAGACGCUGGAAAAGGAACUGGUUCGUCUUGUGGGUCGACGGCACCCUCGUCUACUACCACGACGACACCGGACGCGAUAUGGACGGCCGGAUCAACAUCAAGUUCAACUGCCGGGACGUCCGGACGGGCCGCGAGUGCCGUGACAUCCCACCUCCUGAAGGCAGAACCCGCGAGUGUCUCAUGUGCAUCGUGCAAAGAGACGGCUCCAAAACGAUGCUGUGUGCCGAAAGCGAGGACGACGCUGUAGCUUGGAAGAUAGCGAUUCUGGAGGCCAAAGCGACUCAGGUGCACCUGUACGACCCGUACGAUGACUAUUACCAGACGGUUCCCCUCGACUCCCACCAGGCGAUGUACGUCAGCUCCGAUUACUACGGCAACCAGUACGGAGCACCCGGAACGACCCACGUCAUUUUCCGCGAGGAUCCGUACCGCGUCUCCGGAGACCAGAUGGCCUUGGGCCUGCUGGCGGGGGCCGCCUCGGGGGCUGCACUGGGCUCGUUCAUGUGGAUGCCCUGUUGGUUCUGAGCCCCCUCUUCCGCAGACCCAGCCCAGACGCUCAGCUAAGACGCCGCUGCGAUUCCCCACCGGAGAGGGAGGGCCAAAGGGGGACCUGCUUUGUAGGGGGGGGCCGGGGGGGGCAGAAGCAAAACCGGGAUCCCCCCGAAAAUCUCUGGGCCGUUUGCGGGAGGCCGGCAGCCGUCCCUUAUAACUAAAUCGUCUUAACAAAAGAGUUAGCACCAGAAAGGCUUCUUUCGUCGCAAGGAGGCCAUUAGCAUCCCUGAUGUGCAGGUAAGCCCAGGGGGGCAUGGUAGGCAGUAGGCCCCGCCCAGUCCCAGCCGCCAUUCUUCACCUAGCUCCGCCCCCUGAGCCGCCAUUUUGCACUUGGCCCCGCCCACCCGAGCCACCAGUUUGUCUCUGCUCUAACAAACCAUAGCUAGCAAAUAUAAUCAGAAAUGGAUUCCACCAGCCUGGUUAUCUGCCCACACCUGAUGUCGACUCCAGGUGAUAUUUGCUUCUGCCGUCAAUCACAAGAGCUGCUUUUUCCGCUGCCGCACCCUCCCUCCGCAUUUCGCUUUGCUAGGCAUCCUCCAGCUCGGCUUACUCAAAUCGGUCUUCGUGUAUUUUGGGGGCGUAGCUGCCUGCUACGUUGUCCUGCCUCCCCAAACAACACGUCGGUUUGGUUUGGUUUUUGCUGGCACCCUGGAAAUUGCGGAUGAUUUCUCACCUGCACCAGGGCGCUUGUGGAAAAAGGCAGACACCUUCCAGUGCCCAGCAGCUACAAACUUUUCCCACUGUUCUUUCUGGCAAGAGCCCCCUCUGCAUUUUGACGCUUCCACGGCAGGCCGAAAUUCAACAGGUGAAGCCUUUCCGCAACAACGGGGAGCAGCUGCACUUGCCGAAUUACUGCUUCUCCAAGGCACAGAGCCCUGCGGGGAAGGAAGCCGCAAACCUCCAGGUUACAGAUGUCAGCUUUCAGCUUGUCCUUAUUUAUUCUGGUGAAACGAGCUCCUGGGGGGCUCGUUUCAGAUUGCUGGUUGUUGUAAAGGUGGGUUUCCAUCUCUCCCAGACACUUGGAGGUUUUGUGGCUGAUCUCACCGGGAUCACGGCCUUGGGACUCUGGCUGAUUUCUGGGAUGGUAGCCGUUUUUAAGUCGCCUGGCAACAGAGCAGCUGUAGCUCAGUGUACGCAGAAGGUCCCCGGUUCAGUUCCCAAUGGCAUCUUCAGGUUUCUGCCAUAAAUCCAGCAGGGCUGCUGCCUGCCCGUGUAGGCAGCACUGAGCUCAAUGAACCAAUGGUCUGGCUCCGUAGGAGGCAGGCUUCCUAGCUUCCCAAUAAAGAGUCAUAGGACACUUUUGAAAACUGCCAAAUUUAUUAUGGCACAAGCUUUUCAUGCAAAGAAGUCUAGUCCGUGGAAGCGUCCAACUGAGUUCAGAGGGGGCUGGUGUCCCCGAUAUGUCUGUUGUUUUUGCAGGUUACAGUGGUGGGUUUGUGCUUUUUGGUUUAUAGAAGUGUAAACCACUAUGCACGCAGUUAAGACUGUGGAACUCCUUGCCACAGGAGCCAGCGAUGGCUGGCCACCAGCUUGGCUUUGAAGGGGGACCAGGCAAACGCAUGAAGGAUAAGGCCAUGCUUAAGCUCUGCUCUGAACGCCAGUUGCUUGUGGGCUGCUUUCCCGUCCGGGCAUCUUCUUGGCCGCUGUGAGACGAAGGUGCUGGCUAGACAAGCCUUUGGCCUGAUCCCUAGAAUCCUAAGAGAGUUGGAAGGGUCAUCUGGUCCCUGCUGGAAUCACAGCAGGACUCUCCUCGCGCCCUUUGCCCAUUUGGCGUGAAAUUUUUCACGGUCACCCCGCCAGAUGUUUGCCCAGCCUGAGCGUGGAAAACUCGGAAGCAAUAGUUUAAAAGCUGCAAUCUGCAUGUGCAGAGGUGCUAUAGAGGAGUGCUGAGAAGGAACCGUGUCAGAGACACCCCCAAGUUACCCCUAAUAACACACUGCCCUAGAGCAGUAGCCUGGCAAGGCUGAGUGGCAGAAAUGCAUUGCUUGUGUUUUAGCAAGUGAAAGGUAGGCUUAGUGAGGCUGCUAGCCACAAGGCCUGGCCCCUGAGCAAAUGCUUAAAAUAUAAAUGGGUGGAAGCAGGAGAUGCAAGCUCUCCCAAGUGCCACAAUACUAAAAUCGCCGCAAUCUUUUUUUCUUGGCCGUUUCAGAACUUUCCCUCUCUGCAGCUUGAAAGCACAAUUAUGUGACCAAACCACAACCGAUUGCACUUCACAGCUAACAACGCAAAUAUACAGCCUCUCUCCUCCUUUUUUGACUGUUUAUUUCUUUUCCAAAGUUAUUUAUUGACCAUUCCACACACACCCCGCCCCAGAAAUUCCCCAAGCAACAUGCAAAAUUAAAGAAAAAUAAUCUCCCCUCCCUAUGGAUCGAUAACAUUACUGUCAUUAAAACAGUCCAAACGGGUGAGGGGGCUGACUGUUGGGACUGCACACUUAGCCGCAGCAACAUUACAGAGACCACAGGGGCGGCUGGUUCCUUUGGGCACAGGGAACAUUGCCCGCCAACCUCAGACUACACUCUGCCAGCCCCCGCUGCUUGCUUCCUUUAUUACAACUAUUCCAGGGGGUUGCACUGCCAGCCAACUUCCUUCCCCCUCCAUAGUCUCAGCUUUGAACUCAGCAAGGAAGAUGGGGAAGAUGUGAGGAUGAGUUUGCUCUGGCGCCACCUACUGUUCAGCUCCCUGCCUUGUGCCCUACCAGUUGACACUACUAAUAAAGGCAAAGAAUUGCAGAGUUGGAAGGGGGUCAUCUAGUGCAAUGCAGGGAUCUCAAGUGGGAGGCUGCUUAUCAAAGAUGGAAGUGGGGUUUGUGAGCAUCGCUUGUGGUUCUGCUAUGCAUCCCUAGGAGGUGAGCAUUCACCAGGGUGCACACUCCUGUUCUGCUUCUGCUCCCGUUCAUUGUAGUAGCUCAAAAGUUAUCUUGGGGGCGUUCUCACAUUCUGGAGGCAGAACUGAAGGUUGCAUUUAGUUCCAGGAUUCCAUAAACACAC
Messenger RNA from Podarcis raffonei (Aeolian wall lizard), 3963 nucleotides. RefSeq names its product pleckstrin homology domain containing B1 (gene PLEKHB1). Gene Ontology annotation, cellular component: membrane. The record is from RefSeq and is a predicted model, not a curated record. Gene Ontology annotation, biological process: regulation of cell differentiation. The coding region runs from base 374 to 946 and encodes 190 amino acids. NCBI's taxonomy places the organism in Eukaryota, Metazoa, Chordata, Lepidosauria, Squamata, Lacertidae. The transcript is spliced from 8 exons.